UGUUGAUCAUCUUACUUCGAGAAGUUUACUAUGUGACUCUGUUCAACCGUGCAGCUCCCCUCCAGCUUGCCUCCUGUCUCCAUUUGCACAUAUCCGUUUGUAUUCUUUUCCUGGCUGGUUACACAGGCUUAUUUUAUAUUUAAAAAGAAAAGGGAUUGAUUUUUUUUUCUUUUAAAAAAAAAAAAAAUAAUAUUUGUCUAGGCCGGAUGUCCCCUUUAGCCGGUCCUUUACUCUUCUGUCGUGAUGUUUUCGAGUCUUUUUAAUACUCUUGCUUCUCAAAAAGCCCUGAACGCAGAAAGCUCGCCGAUGUCCUCGGAAAAGUUCACACCAUGUCCUCCCGCAUCUCCAGUCGAGUGGGCGCACACCCUGCGGCGGAGUUUUCAAUCUCGCGGCUUUCGAGAAUACCAACCGCAUCUAAUACUGGCACCGCAGCCCCGAGAACGCAGAUUCCCAAAGCCGUGCCUUUAAACUCCAAGAGCGGGAGGGGUGUUAGUGCAUCAGAAAGCGCAGAGUCCGGGCUUAAUGCGCAAUCUGUUGACCCGAAAAUGCCUACCGGCCCGCCUCAUACUUUAGUCCUAGAUGUUCCGCCGCUACCGCGCACAGCAUAUUCAUCAUCAAAUAACAAGGUGACGGUGCAAUCUCAAUUGGCUUCUCCGGCUUUGACUUCGUCGGUAUCUCAGAAACCAACCCUAUCAAGAAAGCCUCCGUCGAUUGAACGGUAUGUCGAGCGGAGUAAGUCACGAUUGCCUUCUCUGAAACGUUUACCGGGUAUCGAAAAAGGAAAUACAGAGGGAUUUUCGAAAUCAUCGACCAAGACACACAUACAACAAGCACAAACGCAACCCCCGGUAACACCUGUUGAAACCCGAAUCGAUACCAAUCCUCCUGUUAUUCCUGAGUUUUCCGGUCUUUCAACGAGUAUAGGGCCUUUACACCUUCCCCCUCCAACUUCCAACUUCACUAGCAGCCCUUCAACCAGAUGUUCAGACUCACCGGGGCCUUGGAGUAGCAGGACAUCCACCCCCACGUCAUUAUCCUCCUACUCACCUGGACUCACCCACCCCUCCAAGAUUGGAUCUCGUCUAAGACAACCCAGUCCAUCGCUAUUCCGUGUCCAUCCCACUCCUUACCAUGUGUCUGGCGCAUCUUAUCCGGGCGCGACGAAAGAUGCCCCCUCUUUUCCAAAAUCUCCUCAACGAGCCCAAACGGAACCAGCUCAAAUAACAGGGUCGAAACUCCCAACAAAACACCAUCUUCAACCGGCAAAUAAGGUGAAAACUGAAGCACUGCGUUGCCCUUCGCCAUCUCCGACGCCCGCCUCUAAGGGACCGGUACCGAAACCAUAUAGUAAGGUGGAUGUUGCAACCUAUAGACAAGAGAAUAUGAACGCUGAAGCGCGGAAUAAAUAUCUUCAGAAGGUUAGCAAAGUCGAGGAUGUUCGUAUACCUCCAUCCAAACCUCCAGCGAGACCUACACGCACAGGUACCGAGGGCCUAGGACUCCAAUCCUCUCCGGUUAUUCACAGCAACCUUUCCUCAUCGAAGCUGGCUGGACACAAGCGCCAAGAUUCUGCGGAGGGCGGUUUUCGAUUUAAAGCAGUAGGAAACGCAGUGUCUCGAGAUAUGUCAACCGACUCCUUGCAACCAAAAACCUCGUCUCGGAUCCCCCACCUUUCUCCUUCACCUAAUACAUUUGAUAGGACUGAUUCUCGUUCCCCUACUCCUAGGCAUUCGAGCCGCUCGGUCUCAAGGAAAAGGUCAGUCCUUGUCAAAGAGCCCAAGGAAAAGGACGUCAAAGCGGAGGCCACUGAUAGUGGAGGGAGACGUUUUGGUUUCUUUUCAAAGAAGUCGAGGGCGUCCCCUGAGCCAUCUCGGUUAGAACAGGCGGACAGGCAAGCCCGCAGGGGACCUGCCGCUGGUACUGGACACGAAGGGUAUGGGAGAUAUGCUCAGCGUGGACGAAGGACCAGCAUAGGAAGCAAUGCGAGCCGCGCCGGUUCUACAAGCACCAAUGGCUCCUUGGGUAUCGCCAGUCGAACACAUGCUGAUAUUGACGACUUCCUGUUGGAUCGCUUGGAACCGGUAAUAAUCACAGGUGGUGGAAUGGAUUGUGCGAACUUGACUCGAACCCGCAGUGAACAGAGCAUUGGUGUAUUAAGUGUCGCGUCAACUGCAAGUUCAAGCACACCUCGACAAUCUACGAAGUUUUAUGGUCAGUUUCCAGAGUCUCUCCUUUCCUCGACCGGACGCUUGGUCCAUUCCCCGGAGCCCAUGAGUGCUAUAUCGACCACAUCUCUUUCUACGGCGCAAGGUGACUAUAAUUCGAAGUCGACCACCGAAAAACGCCUCUCAUUUCGCAAACGUAGCUUUUUCAGUAAGGGUAAUACUAAUGAGCCUCUAUCCAUUCCUCCGGAAGUUUCGAGGUUAGCACCACCCAUUGACGUUCCCAACGCUCAUCGCUCGUCGAUGUCACAACCUGAUGUAUCUGCUUUGGCAAAAGAAGACGAAGGGAAGGACAUCAAGGUGCUGAAGAAACUGCAAAAGCCUGGAAAGUGGAAUUUUUUCCAGAGAAGCCAUCAGCUACGCCGAAAGGACCAUUUUACUGAAACCGAUCUUGCAUCUAUUACAAAAAUUCCAGUUGACUCCGUCGAAUCAGAUGCUCUUGAGAAUAUUCUUAACCAUAUAGAAGAAUCUCCGCAAUCAGAGGAGGAAUUUCAUAAUAUUUCAGCUAAAAUGGAUCUCAAAAGGCAACAAUCGGUCUUACUUCCUGCACCGCCUGUCGGCCUGACCGAAUAUACAUCUGAUAGACGUCCAUCAUCGCCCAGGGUAUUUUUUGACAAGGAUGUAUCCACUGUUAUGCCAGAAACAAUGCCCAAAUCGAGUGGGUCAACACGCCUCAAAUCGGUGGGCAGAAUACCUGCAGUGGUACCUAGAGGAAACAGGCAACAUAAGCCUCCGCCGCAGUCGUUUUCUCGUCCGUUUAGUCGAGCCGAUAUGCCGUCGAUCGCAGCAAGGUCAGAUGUCAAGCCUAGUACGCCUCAUCACAAUAUGUCAUUCUCUUCUAUGCCAGCCCCAGUUCCACAGCCAGCAGUGUGUGAAACAUUAGACACUUCCAAGUUCUCUUCUCUUCCCGGCAUCGGAUAUUCACAGGGCUUACCUACCACCUACCCUGAAUUUUUGGUUCUCUCCCCGAGAAAAAAUUCUGAAAUUUCCGAAACUAGUACUGAAAGCCUCAAAAGCCUCAAGGCCAUAACCGCCAUCAUGCCUAUCCCGGGAUCUAAGUUAACAGAAGAUGAAGUCUGGGACGAAUAUGACGAUUUCAUCGAUAAAGUUCUGAUUUCUCCUCCGCAAGAGGUGAAAGGCAUUUAUUCCCCUCGAAAUUCUUUCAGGAUGGCCACACGAGCGAGUAAAGCACUUCAGGCAGGCUUGAACGCGGCCACAAUGAAUUCGAGGUUGUCAUAUCAGUCAGACUGUUCUUCAGCAAGCACACAAACCUCUGUGCACCUAAGCCGCUCCAUGAUACUCUCGGGAUUGCACUCGUCCUCCAUUGCUCCGUCCACCCCUGUUUCUCUCAGCGAAUUGUAUUCUGACUAUGCUGAAAGCGAUAAGAGCGUCAUUGAUUCGGCAAUACUGGAUGUUCCACCUCUCGGAGCUUCCAAAUGUGUUCAAGCCUCGGGGGGCGAUAAAGCGCAAACAAAAGAGCUUGAUCGUCGGAAGAACGCUGCUCUCCUAGAUCUCACGGAGCGUGAACGACUUGGUGCUCUUGCACAAGCAAACUUGCGUUCGGGAUCCUUGAUGACUAGUCGCUGGUUAUCAUUUGGUCGGGUGCUUUUCAGUCCUGCACAGAAUCACGUCCGGACUGAGGACCAGUCUCGCAUCCUUGUCAUUGAUGGCCUUGGUAACGAUGAUUGGUCUUUUUACUGUUCCUUAACUUACCCAAAAGCCACGGUUUACAAUCUUAGUGUUCUGCCUUGUGGUCCAACCAGCAGCAAUCCCGCUGCUUGGGAUCCUCCGGCCAACCAUCGCUCUGUUCACCACGCCAAUUUUGAAAAUCCGUUCCCUUUUCCUAAAGGAUUUUUCACUGUUGCAAUAUUGCGCUUUCCGGGGGCGUGCUCGGAAGUUGGGUUGAAAAAUGCAAUUUUUGAGUGCAAGCGCGUUCUUCGCACUGGUGGUUACUUAGAGAUGAGCAUCCUAGACCUGGACAUGGUCAAUAUGGGAAGUCGAACUCGAAAGGCAGUCCGAAAUCUUAAGGAGCGUAUGUUUUCCGCCGAUUCUAGCGUCAGUCUCAAGCUAGCUAGUGACAAUAUUCAGCGGCUGCUUGGAAAACGAGGAUUUCAGAACCUCAACCGUUGCACAGUUGUGGUUCCUGUUGCAGGUACAAUAAUGAAAUCCUCGGAUACAUCGAAUUCUAGCCGCUCAACAGCUCCUAACAGCAUGGAUACCCCUAACGACUCGCUUCCGCCUCGUUCAGCGUCUACAAUAUCGGAAAGUCAAAGCCGUAUAAGACCUCCUUCAGACGAUGUCAAUGUCUCUCUUGGCGAUCUUCUAUCAGAUCCAUCGCCAUCGGCUGCAAAUGAUGAAGAUAUCGCCAAGAUGGUUGCCAAAGUUGGACGCUGGUGGUACACUCGCUGUUAUGAGACGUCUGUACUGCCAGAGGGAAAUCUCGAUGGCAGCAUUUGGGCAGAUCAUCGGCUUUUGCGUGAGUGUCAAAGACGUGGCACUGGAUUCAAGUUAUUGAUUGCCUAUGCCCAAAAGCCGAGCGAAGUGACACGACGGACAGUGAGUGUGUAAAACUGACCGCAACUAUCGAUUUCCCCUGACCAGCAUCAUUCUCUUUCAUACGGAGUAUUGGUUAAAUGGGCUUUCAUGCCGUAUUACGAUUUUCUACGACGUUUAUGAUUUGCAUGACGUGAACGACGAAAGAUUAACACCAGAAUUUUCUUUAUAUAACGCCUUCUACUUGGGUCUUAUGAAAUUAAGACUAUAUCGAGUACCUAGAUUGCACGUGCCAUAGUGCCUGUGUUAGACACCAUGGUUUUACUGUUGCUUUUUACUAUGUUCCUCUUUUCCCUUUUUGUUUCUCUUCCCAAGGCUGGUCCGUUCAAUUUGAAAUAAUUCUUCUCUUUUUUUAACAUGCAUCUUAUCGUGUUAGCUAUGAUGGAUUGGACUGGAUUUGUUCUUUUUAGCAUAUGGGCGGCAAGCGGUUGAAAUUUGGAUUGUAUCCUAGUUGGUUUCUCUUGUUCUUGUUGUACUUUUAUCUUCCUUGGGGCUAUAGCUGUACUCGGAGGGCUCUCCAAAUCGCUAACUGUCAGGGUGCUAUGUAUGUUACUCGGCCCUACGCCGCAUGAUUUCGCUUCAGCGUAUGCUUCCUAGUUGUUGGCAAUAAACCAAGAAUUUAGUUAAUGCAUAAUUAUUCUUUGG
Molecule: messenger RNA, 5420 nt
Organism: Coccidioides posadasii C735 delta SOWgp
Lineage: Eukaryota; Fungi; Ascomycota; Eurotiomycetes; Onygenales; Onygenaceae
Source: RefSeq, a predicted model, not a curated record